This is a messenger RNA of Eimeria mitis, 687 nucleotides long. RefSeq lists its product as uncharacterized. NCBI's taxonomy places the organism in Eukaryota, Apicomplexa, Conoidasida, Eucoccidiorida, Eimeriidae. The transcript is spliced from 2 exons. The record is from RefSeq and is a predicted model, not a curated record. The coding region runs from base 1 to 687 and encodes 228 amino acids.
AUGCGCCUGCUGCUCGCGCCUGCAGCACACCUGCUGCUGAUAGAUCCGCGUCAAAAUGCUGCUGCUGUGAAUACACCCAGUAGCAGCUACGACCAGCAGGCCUGCAGCAGCAGCAGCAGCAGCAGCAGCAACAGCAGCAGCAGCAGCAGCAACAGCAGCAGCAGCAGCAGCAACAGCAGCAGUGACAGCAGCAGCAACAGCAGCAUGAGCAACAGCAGCAGACGCAGCAGCAGUAAUAGCAGCAGCAGUAACAGCAGCAGCAGCAACAGCAGCAGCAGUAAAAGCAGCAGCAGCAGCAGCAACAGCAGCAGCAGCAGCAAAAGGAGGAUUAACUCAGCAAGCUGCCCUCAAAGGGAUGCAGCAGCAGCAGCAACAGCAGCAACAGCAGCAGCAGCGACAGCAGCAGCAGCAUCUGCAUCUGCAACAAACAGCUGUAGCAACAGGAGCAGCAAACAGCAGCAGCAGCAACAGCAACAGCAGCAGCAGCAGCAGCAGCAGCAGCAGCAGCAGCAGCAGCUUUCUUUACCUGCAUGGCGCAAGAAGUAUACAUUUAGGAUGAUGUCUUCCUUCGAUGCAGCAGCAGAAACAUCAGUGCUGCUGCUGCUGCUGUUGGUUGCUGCUGCUGCUGCUGCUGCUGCAGCAACUGCUCCUGCUGUCGGUGUAGAUGUUGCCGUCAUUUGCACGUGA